Siniperca chuatsi (mandarin fish) is the source of this 2133-nucleotide messenger RNA. It is a transcript of the gene wee2, whose product is annotated as WEE2 oocyte meiosis inhibiting kinase. The transcript has 12 exons. Gene Ontology annotation, biological process: mitotic cell cycle; protein phosphorylation; regulation of meiosis I. Gene Ontology annotation, cellular component: nucleus. NCBI's taxonomy places the organism in Eukaryota, Metazoa, Chordata, Actinopteri, Centrarchiformes, Sinipercidae. The coding region runs from base 156 to 1802 and encodes 548 amino acids. The record is from RefSeq and is a predicted model, not a curated record. Gene Ontology annotation, molecular function: ATP binding; non-membrane spanning protein tyrosine kinase activity; magnesium ion binding.
AAGCCAGGUGUGUGGUUUAUGAACAAUCCAGCCAAUCAGAGCGCUAGAUGUGUUAACCCGGUGGCAUAGUUCAUUUAAACAGGAAGUCAUUUACAUACAAGGCGCUAAAUUCAAGCGUGGUGGUGUUGGGAAAAGGCGACUUGUUCGCGCCAAGCAUGGUGACGUUGUUUGACGGGAUCAGCCAGCAGCUGGACUUCUCUAGCUGUGGAGAGGAGGGGUGCAGCAGUGACAACAGCUCUGAUGACUGCACGUUCAGGAUCCGAAGUCCCAGGAUCUGCAAUCCCAGCUCUGCAUGCAGGACGCCCAGGGUGCAACGCCACCGCAGUAGAAGCAACACCUUAUCUUCCCCUUUACAGUGCACCAGCCCCAUACCUUACGCUUCCUGGAGGAAACUGAGGCUCUGUGACUCUCCCAGCACGCCCAAGAGCCUGCUAUCGAAGUCGUCCCAGCCUUUCUCCAGCACCAGGAUACGUGUCCAUCAGAGGACCCUGCGUUUCUCCUCCAUUGCUGCUAACCUCACCCAUGCACCUUCUGUCAAUGUGAAUCCUUUCACCCCUGACACAGUCCGCAGGAACAACGAGCAGCAGUGGAGGAACAGUUGUGAUGAUGAUGAUGAUUAUGGACGCAGGUUGAAACACAGCCUAACGUCAUCUGAGGAGGAUGAUGAAGCCUUUCUCCCACCAAAGAGGCGAGCUGUCCAAGCCAUAAUGCUGUCACGCUAUGAGAGUGAGUUCUUGGAGCUGGAGUGCAUUGGCGUGGGCGAGUUUGGGGCAGUUUACAAGUGUGUGAAGAGGCUGGAUGGUUGCUUGUACGCCAUAAAACGCUCUCGCCGACCCCUGGCAGGCUCUGCCAAUGAGCAGUUGGCCCUAAAGGAAGUGUAUGCGCAUGCUGUUCUUGGGCACCACCCACAUGUUGUUCGCUAUUAUUCAGCAUGGGCAGAAGAUGACCACAUGAUUAUUCAGAAUGAAUACUGUGAUGGUGGAAGUCUCAAUGAUGCCGUCGUGAAGAGGGAGGUGCAGGGUGAGCUGUUUUCAGAGGCAGAGUUGAAAGAUCUGCUCUUACAAGUGUCUAUGGGGCUAAAAUACAUCCACAGCUUAGGCCUCGUACACCUGGACAUCAAACCAAGUAAUAUAUUCAUUUGCCAGCGUCCCAGCACAAAUACAGCGGGUGAAGGGGAGAGUGAGGACGAAGAUGACGGAAGCACUUCAGCAGGAGUCAUUUACAAAAUUGGGGAUCUGGGUCAUGUGGCAUCAACCAACAGCCCUCAAGUUGAGGAAGGGGACAGCCGCUUUCUGGCCAGUGAGGUCUUGCAUGAGGAUUACAGCCACCUCCCCAAGGCAGACAUCUUUGCUCUGGGGCUCACGGUGCUGCUGGCAGCUGGUGCUCCUCCUCUGCCCCAAAAUGGAGAUGAAUGGCACAGCCUUAGAGAGGGCCAGCUACCCAAACUGCCAAAGGAGCUAUCACCUCCCUUCAGAGGCCUACUUCAGUUGUUGCUGGAUCCAGACCUGACGAAGCGGCCGUCUGCCAGGGAGCUUUGCAAGCACACAGUCCUAAGGGAGAAGAGGACUGGGAGGCUGGCUGCUCAGCUACGCAGAGAGCUCAAUGUUGAGAAGUUCAGGACGGCCAUGCUGGAGAAAGAGCUCCAGGAGGCUCGUCAGGCAGCUUUGUCACCCAAGCAGAUGCCCACUCCUGGGCUAAACCCCCCUGCUAAGAUGGGGUCUCUACCCAGAACAGGGAGGAGGCUUGUUGGUAGGAGGACUGUGCGAUCCAUGAGCUUUGGUUGCCCAGGGUAUGGAGUCUGAUGGGACAUUGUGAGGCCCACAUGCCUGUCCUUUGCUCUGAUGCAGUGUGGUUAUGUGAUUUUCCUAAUACAGCACUGAUUUUGUUGGGACUGAUUUUGAAAUAACUGGAUGAAGAAUCCUAUAUGAGUCUUCUAAGUGGACGCAGUGUAACGGAAGGAUUGGGGAGCCUUGGACAGCAUUGGUUUCAAAGGACUAAUCUGAUUGAAACACUGUUCAAGUGAUUUUCAACAGAUUAUAACUGCUGCAGACCAGUGUACUUAACCGAUUAAGGACUUUUGUUUUUUGUCUUUUUUUUUUUUUUAACUGUAAAUAAACAUUUUAAUCAGAUGGA